AUGGCCACCGAUCAGCAGAACGCAAAGAUUACACUCUACUGGCUUGACAAGUCCCGCUCCCAUCGUGUGCUCUGGCUGCUCGAAGAGCUGAAACUCGACUAUGAACUCAAGGUCUUCAAGCGGACGAAGGACAAGCUCGCGCCGCCCGAGUUGAAGGAGGUGCAUCCUCUCGGCAAGUCUCCAGUGGUGGGCAUUCAGGCUCCUGGCGCCGACAAACCGAUCAUGCUUGCCGAGUCGGGCGCCAUCACCGAGUACCUCACCGAGUACUUUGGCAAAUGGCUGAUCCCAACGCGCUAUGUCGAAGGCAAAGAGGGCCAGAUUGGCGGUGAAACCGAGGCCUGGAUUCGGUACCGCUUCCUGAUGCACUAUGCCGAGGGCAGCAUCAUGCCACUGAUGGUGUUUUCGCUGCUCAUCUACAUGAUCAAGACGGCGCCUGUUCCCUUUUUCAUCAGGCCAAUCUCUAAUGCCAUCGCGGGGAAGGUCGAAGGCGGCUUUCUGAAGCCAAACUUUAAGACGCACCUUACUUUCUUGGAGGAACAGCUUGCCACCUCCGGAGGGGAUUACCUCUGUGGCAAAGAAAUCACUGCUGCUGACAUCCUCAUGAGCUAUCCAUUGGAGGCGGCAACGCUUCGCGCGGGUCUGACCAAGGACAAGUAUCCCAAGCUCGCGGCCUAUCUGGACCUUCUGCAUGAGAGGGAAGCGUUCAAGAAGGCGAAUGCGAAGAUCAAGGAAGUAACGGGGCAAGAGUACGACCCAAACAUCUUCAAUGCGUAA
This is a messenger RNA of Diplodia corticola, 774 nucleotides long. RefSeq names its product glutathione s-transferase. The transcript has 3 exons. Lineage: Eukaryota; Fungi; Ascomycota; Dothideomycetes; Botryosphaeriales; Botryosphaeriaceae. The record is from RefSeq and is a predicted model, not a curated record. The coding region runs from base 1 to 774 and encodes 257 amino acids.